Molecule: messenger RNA, 369 nt
Organism: Saprolegnia diclina VS20
Lineage: Eukaryota; Oomycota; Saprolegniomycetes; Saprolegniales; Saprolegniaceae
Exons: 1
Coding region: 1-306 (101 amino acids)
Biological process (GO): vacuolar proton-transporting V-type ATPase complex assembly
Cellular component (GO): endoplasmic reticulum membrane
Source: RefSeq, a predicted model, not a curated record
AUGAGCGUCUUCGCCUCCGCCCUCAAGUCGGCGCUCGAGCCCGGGACCGGCAACAAGUUUGUGCUGGCGCUGAAUGGCGUCCUGCUCGCGCUCCUCGGCGUUAUCGGGAUGACCAUCUGGUCGGGCAUGGAGGAUUCGUUCCACAUGUACAUCUUCCUCUUCCUCGCGAUCGGCCUCACAGUCUCGAUCAACUGGUUCAUCCUCGAGGCCCGUGCGCUCCAAGCCGACGGCAAGCUCGACCUCAGCAGCCUCGACAAUAAUACCGCCACUAGCACGAAGAAGAAGCCGCUCGCCAAGACCGAUUAGAAGACGACAAUGAAAUCGAUAGAAAUUGCAACGACUCUGCUAGUGUAUCUACUACAACUCGCG